This is a messenger RNA of Mycosarcoma maydis (corn smut), 777 nucleotides long. Its product is annotated as mitochondrial 54S ribosomal protein bL19m. Gene Ontology annotation, molecular function: structural constituent of ribosome. Gene Ontology annotation, biological process: translation. The transcript has 2 exons. Gene Ontology annotation, cellular component: mitochondrial large ribosomal subunit; ribosome. The coding region runs from base 1 to 777 and encodes 258 amino acids. The record is from RefSeq and is a predicted model, not a curated record. NCBI's taxonomy places the organism in Eukaryota, Fungi, Basidiomycota, Ustilaginomycetes, Ustilaginales.
AUGUCAGCAUCAGGAUCGUACAAACAGCUGACGGCGCUGUUGCGCUCGCUUCGGGUGGGAUCGAGUAGCUCGGCUUGGUCGAUCGCUUCGUCGUCUACAUCUCGACGAGGCUUUUCUUCGUCUCGGGCCCAGCAUCAACCACCGACGUUGUCCUCAUCAAAAGCAGCGUCGAACUCUCAACAACAGCGAUCCGCAACAUAUCCCUUCUCAUCAGCCGCGCUCAUCCCCGACGUUCCAGCAUUUGUCUCGACCAAACAGGGUAUCACACCUCCUCCAGAGCCCAAGACAAUUUUUGAUGCCGUCAUGCCACGCGUGCAUUCGGAUCUUCGAGCGCGCUACGAUCCAGGCAACCGUCUGACCAAGCUCUUUGACCGCAAAUCUGCGCAUCGUAUCCCACCCGGUUCGGUGCUCAUCGUCGAGUCAUGGACUUCGCCGCUGAAAACCAACUUUUCCUCGUUCUCCGGUGUGCUCAUUGCCGUCCGGCGUCGCGGAGUAUCGACGUCGUUUGUGCUGCGUAACCUGGUGCAAAAGCUGGGUGUGGAGAUGCGUUUCAACCUCUACUCGCCCCUGCUCAAGGAUGUACGCGUGAUUCAGAAGGCUGAGGCGGGCAAGAACGACAAGUCGGGUAAACUGAGGAGGACCAGGAGGGCCAAGCUGUACUACUUGAGAAAGGACGACAGGAGGUUAGCCGGUAUCGGAAAUGUGAUCAAGCAGCAGAGGUUGCACGAGGAAAAGAAGGCACACGAGAUGGCAAAGCGUCGCGGUAGUCGCAGAUGA